Molecule: messenger RNA, 1846 nt
Organism: Ornithodoros turicata
Lineage: Eukaryota; Metazoa; Arthropoda; Arachnida; Ixodida; Argasidae
Exons: 14
Coding region: 126-1562 (478 amino acids)
Biological process (GO): transmembrane transport
Molecular function (GO): transmembrane transporter activity
Source: RefSeq, a predicted model, not a curated record
CGAGAGCGCACAACAUGAACGUCCACCGACUGGAUAGCAGUGCUUCGUUGUAGAAGGUGCAGCGCUGACUCCCCAAAUUUCUUUUUACAGUGCCGCUCCUUGGCAAUUACUUUACAUGAUCGGUAAUGCCCGAGAUGAAUCCUCGGAACACCUACAAGAGUUUCGCCGAGGAAGACACCAUCUACGAGAGAGAAGGAAUUCUCACAGAACUGUGGAACGAGUCCACGGACGAGCCGCCACUGAAUGGCGGAAAGAAACAGAAGUCGCGAUGUGGGAGACUCUGGUUGACCCCCAUACUGUACACUCACUUCUGGAUAUCCGCAGCCUGCCUGCUUCCGGUUCCUUUUUAUCCCCCGCUGGCGUCGUCCAGAGGACUUGAACCAUGGAAAUUUGGGUUCGUCUUCUCCGCCACCAAACUCGGGAUGCUCAUGGGAUCGGUGCUGUCGGAGCGCGUUUCCCACGCAUCGUCACCCCGAGUUGGAUACCUUACUGGGCAGCUGGGCGUCAUUGUGUCGUGUCUUCUGACAACUGUACUGUACUGGAUCCGCGACGCAGACGUACUGCUCGGAUGCUCCAUAGUCGUCUCGCUGGCUUGGAGCACUACCAUGACCCUGUACUUCAGCAGCAUAUACGCAGUACUAGCGUCAACGUAUGAAGACAGGGCUGGAUUACUUAUCGCCUCGAUGGAGUUCCUCUUCGGUGUCGCGUCUCUAGUUGGGCUCUGGCUCGGUGGUGCUCUCAUAGACGCGUGGGCUUUCCCUCUACCUUUCUUCUUCAUGUCUGCGUUCACAGCACUCUCCCUGCCCUUCAUGUUCGCUAUAAAGCCAAAGUGGAAGCCACAAAGUAGUCCUGAUGGCAAUCAUUUCGCUGAUGCGGUGCUGGAGGAGGAAAGAGCUGAGGACAUCCCUAUCAAGUACUGGAGGCUGAUCCUCAGCCCUGUCUUUGUCAUUGAUAUGCUGACGGGAGCCCUGCCAAUUGCCAUGAUGGCCUUCAACGAAGAUACCCUAGAACCUUAUCUUAGACAGUUCCACUUGAGCAGCACGGAGCUGGGCACCGUUUUCACUGUACAGUCUUUGGGCUACUCUUUUGGAGCAAUCGUUUCAGGAUUCUUCAGUCUCUACAAGCUGGAUUCGUGCAUUAUGCUCCUGGGAACUGCCCUAUGCGCCAUAGCUUUUCUCGUCGUCGGCCCGGCUUCUUUCAUCGAAAUAGGCCCAGAUCUGAACCUGGUGUACCUGGCCAUGAUCCUCAUGGGAUUUGGAAAUGCACCACAAUUCAUUUGUGGGUACAUACAUGGACAGCGAACAGCUAUCCGCAUUGGAUACCCGGACGAUAUUCGAACGACCAGCGUCGUUUCGAGCGCUUUCUUUGCAACUCUGUGCCUGGGAUCCGUGGGCACAGCCCCUCUUGCUGGAUACGCCGUGUCAGUCUAUGGAUACAGAAGGUCGACCGUCGCUGUAUUUGGUGCCUUACUUUGUUGGGUCAUAGUAUUGUGCACUUUGUGUGCGGCGGAUUGGAAAGCUGGCACGCGUAUCAAGAAUGGACGAAAAUAUCAAACGAUCUGAAAAGUUACCACGCAGCCAUGCAAGGGGUCGUCUUGCAAUAAAGAAGCACCUCCCUCCUUUUCACACAAGGGACAUGCUGUGUCAGCGGAUGUUUUUUUUUAAUAUUUUUUUUCUCUUCGGAAUUAUAUUUAAUGCAGGGCGGUCCGUAUUGACUCACAGACUACGGCGAAGCACAGUGCCAAAAGGACGGAAACGACAGCGAAUGUGCGCGAGGAAAAAUUAGUUAUUGUUACUUAAAAAAAUAUUCAUUAAAGUGGAAGAAUAAAAGUUACACGACAAAUGAC